Messenger RNA from Lottia gigantea (owl limpet), 1326 nucleotides. RefSeq lists its product as hypothetical. Gene Ontology annotation, cellular component: intracellular membrane-bounded organelle; membrane. The record is from RefSeq and is a predicted model, not a curated record. Gene Ontology annotation, molecular function: transmembrane transporter activity. The annotation marks the transcript as partial. Gene Ontology annotation, biological process: transmembrane transport. NCBI's taxonomy places the organism in Eukaryota, Metazoa, Mollusca, Gastropoda, Lottiidae. The transcript has 8 exons.
UUAUAUAAAACAAGAUGGUAUGUUCUGAUGGUAUUUUCUUUGUUCACUGCUUGUCAAUAUCUAGUAUGGAAUACAUGGGGACCAAUAUCUGAUACAGCUAAACAUGCCUAUAACUGGUCCGAUUCUGAUAUAGCUUUACUUGCCAACUGGGGACCUAUUAUGAUCUGUAUAACUGUGAUAUUCUACUCAUGGCUGCUAGACGUAAAAGGUAUUAGAGUUGCCUGUAUUAUAUCUUGUUUCUGUAUAACGCUGGGUUCUGGUUGUAGAUGUAUUUCACAGACACCACCAAUCUCAACAUGGAUGAUGCAUCUAGGUCAAUUGUUAAAUGGAUGUGCUGGUGCUGUAGCAAUGUCAGCAUCUCCUGUCAUAUCAUCGACCUGGUUUCCACCAAAUGAAAGAACAACAGCUACUGCUAUUGGUGUUUUAAUACCCGAUGUUAUUGGACUGGCUGGCUCAUUUCUAAUCGGUAUGUUUUUAGCUUUUAUUUAUCAUUAUCAUUACAUAUACACUUAUAGCCAUUGGAAGCUGAUUAGAAUCGACAGUCUUUUUACUGAUCUACAAUCUAUUGCAGAAUUUGGAAUAGUGGUUUGUGUCUUCUUAUUGAUGUUAAUAUAUUUCCCUAAGAAACCACCCUUACCGCCCUGUACAUCAGCUUCAGUUAGCAGAAAAAACUUUAUUCAAGGAUUAAAAGAAAUUAUAAGAAAUAGAAACAUAUUAAUGGUAGGAAUAGCCUAUGGAUCAGCGCUGGGUGUAUCUAAUGUCUGGGCAGGAGUACUUAAUUUAAUUCUACAACCACUGGGAAUUUCACAGACGGAAGCUGGUUGGAUUGGUUUCUAUGCAUCUUUCGGAGCAUGUGCAGCUUCUCUUGUCAUUGCAAGAAUUGCAGAUAAUUUUAGUAAACAUUUAAAGCUAAUUAUAGUUAUAUUAUUCAUUAUUGGAGCAGCUUUUACCCUGUGGUUUGCUUUAGCUUGUAGUGGAUUUGUUCCUUAUUCAACAGUUAUAUUCUAUGUCACGACAAUCAUGAGUGUAUUACCAUUAAAUGCAGCAAUUCCAUUAUUGUAUGAAAUAGCGUGUGAAUUAGCUUAUCCUAUUGGUGAAGGAACAGCCAAUGGUUUGAUGAUUAUGAUGAAUAAUAUUGGUGGUAUUAUAUUUCUCUCUGUCUUAAUGAUACCCAAUAUUGGUACAAAUUGGAUGAACUGGACUUUACUAGGAUCUAUAAUAGUGUGUUUUCCGUUAUUUACUGUGUUAAAAGAGAAUUAUAAAAGACUGAACUUUGAUGAAAAUGAACCUGGUAACUCAACAACUACCUCUACCUUAGUGCAUUGA